Lodderomyces elongisporus is the source of this 2298-nucleotide messenger RNA. RefSeq lists its product as uncharacterized. Bases 1 to 2298 code for a protein of 765 amino acids. The transcript has a single exon. The record is from RefSeq and is a predicted model, not a curated record. Lineage: Eukaryota; Fungi; Ascomycota; Pichiomycetes; Serinales; Debaryomycetaceae.
AUGGAGAAUGGAGAGCGAAUAAAGUCGGCGAAUGGAUCUCGCGAGGAACUCCCCGCACGUGUGCAGCAAAAACAGCAGGACCACCAGCAGCACCAGCACCAGCACCACCAGCAGCAGCAGCAGCAACAGCAGCAGAAGCACACCAAUUAUCAAGACGUGUUGUCAAAAACGCCAACAUCAAAAUCAAAAAAAUCACCAAGAAGUGGGAUAGAUGUGCAUAUCUCUAAUGAAAUGGCCACAACAAAUUUAAAUGGCAAUGGGUCGUCAAAUGAACAUGACGAUUUCAAACAUGGCUAUGUUAACUCAAAGGAUGACUCUUUACCACGGACUUUAGAGUACCAGGACUCUACUACGACUACUGGUGCUGGUGAUGGUGCUGGUGAAACCUAUCCUCACACUGAGUAUUUAGAAUUGAAGCAACAAGCUCCGUCGACCCCACCACAAGCAUCACAAUCACAACAACAACAACAACAACGACAUGAACAAAAAUCACUGAAGAACCAAUUACACAAGCUCUCAACAGUAAAUGCCGCAGAAGCCAAGUCUCUUCCUAAAAGAAACUCUGCUGGAGAUCUGCUAUAUGAACUGCGGAACAAAUCUGAGAGCAACAUCAACAGUUUCAAUUCAAAUCAUAGACAGCGAAAGUCAUUACCGUCAUCUAACUCCAGUUCUACUGCAUCUACGCCUCCACUUUUAUCCAAAUCCAGUGAUAAUCUAAAAGCAUUGGGAUUGGUAGCUGGAUCUGGAUCUGGAUCCGGAUCUGAUCCUUAUUUUCAACAGAGCAAGUAUAGACCUAUUACACCACCAGCAAAUAGGUAUAGGGAAGAACCUGGCUUGAGUUAUUUCAACUACGAUAAAAGUGCUAUUAAUGAAACGAGGAACAAAUCUCGAAGUAGAGAACGGAUUAGGACACUGAGCACAGGCUCGAACAAGAGCUCAUCGGGGUCAAGUCUACACAGAUUAAGUAAACCAGAUGCAAGCAGCAGUGGGAAUACAAAUGGCUUCAAUGGAGUUCAUCGACGAAAUGUUUCAUUUGGAGGUAUUGACGAAAGUAAGCCAAAAUUAAGCGGUGCUAGUGGUGGUACUAAUGGGUUAAUGACUAGUCCGCGUUUCUUGCGAGAUUUCAAAGCCCAUAAUAACUUGAGUUUUGCUGAGUAUGGAUUAAGCAAAAACGGAAAGUCUCCAAGCACAACAAAAAAUAGUCAUUACUAUUAUGGUAAUAACUAUAGCAGCAGCAAUAACAACAACAGCAACAGCAACAACGGUCAGCACCAUCAUGCAAGGAAUGAGCUGAGAAAUAGACUUGUUGAUCAGUUCUUUAAUCUGAGUGUCAAUGUGCAGGCACCUCCUGAGUCAUUUAAAUCUAAUGGAGUACCAAUUCAUUAUGGGUUCCCGUCGGCAACACUGCUCGAAAUUCCAAUUGUUAAUGGGGACCCAACAACACCAAAGCAACAAGAUCGGAAAUUCAAUUGGGGUAGCCAAGGACAAAAUCAUGGGCAGAGUCAAGUUUCUCAGAAUGGCACUUUGGAUGAUAGAAACUCGGCAAAUUUUACUAAUGGUGGUAAUGGUGCAACUAGCACAAAGGGACCAUACACAUCACCCUUUGCUUUGACCUUGGAGACUAGUGAGGAGUUGGUCAAUGCUACUUUAAACCAUGGCGGCUUUAAGUUUCAGUAUAAUGAGAAGGAAAUCAUUGAAAAUGACAAAUUGGUCAAUUAUUUUUUGAAUAUUGAUAAUAUCUUGGCAGAGUUGGGAGUCAAGGAUCAUGAUCGCAGUGAUCACAAUCACCGCAGUGAUCAUCAGCUGCUUGUGCGUGAAUUAUACGAUCCUCUACUCAAGAUUAUGUCUGUUGUUUCGGAGAAGUUGCUUUUGAAACAAAAAGAGAUAUUGUUUUCUGUUCCGCAAUGUCCAUCAUUAGUUCAGCUUGAUUUGAUUCGACAGUAUUUGGAGUUUUUGAAAACCGAGAUUACAAGAACGAAGCUGGAACUUCGUGAUAGGUUAGUUGAAACUAGAGAUACCAACAAAGAGGAGAUCACCGAGAGCUUGGAUAAACUUAAUGAAAUUGUGGAGAAUUUAGUUCUUCUCGAAAACAAAUCCAGAUUGUACAAGGAGAAAAUUCAAGCUCAUAAGCAGUUAUUGAAUGUAGAAAUAAGUCAGAAACUAGACUUGUUGGAGGAUAUUAAUAAGAGGAUUACAAAGAAUAAGAGUAUUCAAAGGCGGCAGAAAUGGGUACGUGCAAAUGUAUGUAUUGGUGUUUUAAUUGUUGUUCUUGGAGUUUCAUGGUUUGCAUUGCAAUAA